AUGCAUACACCGGGAUCAUCUACAUCCGGUUACGCACUGCUGCUAAUCGUGCAGGUGGUGUUUAUAAUCGUGUUCGGAUUCUGCACCGAUUAUGCUAAGGAAUUAUUGCCCGUUAAAAAUGAAACGGCCAGAGCCUCGACAUCCGAACCCAUGGAGUCAACCCUCCGCAAAUAUCCCCAUUUCCAAGACAUACACGUGAUGAUCUUUGCCGGUUUUGCAUUUCUGAUGACGUUCCUCAAGCGGUACGGUUUUAGCGCAUCGGGACUCAACCUGCUGGUGGCCUCGCUCGUCGUCCAGUGGGCGAUCAUAAUGCGCGGUUGCUACGAGAUGGAGGAUGGUAUCAUACCGAUCUCGUUGCAGAAUUUGAUCGGUGCCGAUAUCGCUGCCGCAGCCGUACUCAUCAGUAUGGGUGCCCUGUUGGGUCGUACCACCCCCAUACAGCUGCUGGUUAUGGGCAUCCUGGAGAUCGCGAUCUUCGCGGGCAAUGAGUAUCUGCAGCUGGAGCUAGUGAAGGCGACCGACGUCGGUGGUUCAAUAACGGUGCACGCGUUCGGGGCUUACUUUGGCCUUGCCGUAAGCUUUAUGCUGCGUCCAAAGAAGGAACUUGCCAAGGCAGGCCCACUGGAGGGUUCGUCCUACAACUCGGACAUUAGUGCCAUGAUCGGAACGAUCUUUUUGUGGAUCUUCUGGCCCAGCUUCAAUUCGGCGCUGGUGGAUGGAGCUGAUCAGGAGCGUGCUAUUAUCAACACGUAUCUCUCGCUUGCCGGUGCUACGGUCACCACAUUCGUACUGUCGGCGCUGGUAUCUCACGAGCAUAAGCUGGAUAUGGUGCAUGUACAAAAUUCUACCCUAGCUGGAGGUGUUGCCGUAGGAUCAAUCUGCAACCUGCUGAUCCACCCAUUCGGUGCACUGAUCGUCGGUGUUAUUGCAGGGGUCAUAUCCGUGCUGGGAUAUCGGUACCUCACGCCCGCCAUACUAUCAAACCUGCGUAUUGCGGACACCUGUGGCGUACACAACCUGCACGGUAUGCCCGCAGUACUGUCGGCCAUUUUCUCUGCCAUUUAUGCCACGUUUGCCAGUUCUGAAACAUACGGCAGCUCGUUGGCAACAAUUUUCCCCGCCAUGCAGAAUCCGAACGCCACCAGCCACACGGGAGCUGAAAUGGAACCGCUCGAAUACGUCAUUGGUGGUUACGGUCGGUCCGGAGCUAAGCAGGGUGCCUUCCAGCUGAUGGCAAUUGGGUUGACGAUGGCAAUCGCCAUAGCCGGUGGUUUACUAACGGGAUUGAUACUCAAGUCACCGUCAGUUCGUCAGUUGGAAGAACAUGAACUACACAAGGAUGAUGCUUUCUGGGAAACGCCAUCGGAGGAAUCGAAGAAUACUGCAGAAACAAACGAAUCCACGCAUCAGUAG
This is a messenger RNA of Anopheles marshallii, 1413 nucleotides long. RefSeq names its product ammonium transporter Rh type A (gene Rh50). The transcript is spliced from 5 exons. Gene Ontology annotation, cellular component: plasma membrane. Gene Ontology annotation, biological process: ammonium homeostasis; ammonium transmembrane transport. The coding region runs from base 1 to 1413 and encodes 470 amino acids. NCBI's taxonomy places the organism in Eukaryota, Metazoa, Arthropoda, Insecta, Diptera, Culicidae. Gene Ontology annotation, molecular function: ammonium channel activity. The record is from RefSeq and is a predicted model, not a curated record.